AUGAUAGGACAUCUAGAAAACAAAAUCAGGCAUGGUUUUUUGAAAUGGAAAUCAUGGUAAUCAAAAUUUAUUGGCAUUUUUAGGAGAAGCAACAUGUACUGUGGAUACCAGGGCACCAGCUGAAGCCUUUUUCAUAGAUUUCCAAUAAGGCAUUAGGAAGGGUUUUGCUUGAAAGAUUGAGGAAGAUGAAAGUUGAUGGUGUACAAGGUAUUGCAUUAUUGUAGACAUGAGAUUGUCUGACAGAAAACAGGGAGUAGGCCUAAAUGGAGCUUUUUUCCUCCCCCAUUUGGAAAGUUGUAAUGAAUGUUAUGUCACAGGUAUGAAUGCUAGGGGCCUCAACAUUGUAACUUGCUGAUUCCUUUCUGCCAAAAUAGAUAGGAAAGUACAUUGUGAAAAAUGACAUCAGGUGGCAUAUAGGAGAUAUACAGUAAAUAGGCUAAGGCAAAGAUUUGGCAAGUGGACUGGGAAAAUGUAAAAUUGUUCUUUUUGAUAUUUAAAAUGCAUAUUAUCUAAAAAUGGCAAAGUUGAGAUGCAGAGUGAUCUGGGUAUCAAUGCAUGGUUCUCUAAAGGCUUAUUUGCAGGGAUGUAAGUAAUUAGGAUGAUUACAUUUUAAUACUGAAGGCAUUAGGGAGUAAGAUUGCUGGAAUCAUAUCUGGAAUACUUUUUAUGGUAUUGCUCUCCAUACUUAAGGGUGGUAGAGCUUUGGGGUCACCUCGGACAAAAAGAGUUGUGAAGUAAGGUUGGUGGGCUAGGCUUGUAUUGUUUGAGUUUAGAGGGGUGAAAGAGGUCUUAAUUGAAAUACUUAAGAUCCUUAUAGGAUGUGACAGAUGGAUGUGGAAAGAUUGUUCCAUUUUGUGAGAGAAUCUAGAACAUGGGAUCACUGUUUUAAAAAUAAAGGAUUAUCCAUUAAAGUAAUCCAUAUAGUAAGUUUCAAUUUAUCAGUGUAAGUCUUUGUACUUCCUGAAAGGACAGUGGAAACCAAAAAGUUUGAAUAUUUUAAGUCAGAGGGAAAGGGAAGUGAAAGUUAUUGCAGAUAGAUGGAAAUAAGGGGUUGAGGCUGUCAGAUAAGCCAUGAUCGAAUUAAAGUGGAAGCAGGUUGAGUUGUAUAAUCCUGCUUCUAAUUCAUAUAUUAGAUGACAGGAUCUGAUAUUCAAAUAUUUGUAAAUAUUGUGUUCAGUUUUUAUUUUAGUUCAAAAAGGAACAUAAGCAUUUUGAGAGGAUCCAAAAGAAAUUCACAAGAUAUACUACAAAAAAGGCACUCUUCUGUGGAGAAAAGUAAAGCUUGCAGAAUGACUUGUUAGAGGUCUUAAGAAUGCAGAAGAGUUGAUAAUGUUUGGUAUGAUGUCAUCUCAGCUUGUGGGAGAGUGAAGAAGUAGAAGCUAUAUUUGCAAGAUACCUAUGAAUAGAUCAGGACAAAGGUCUUUACCUGAAAGGUGAUUAGAAUUGAAAGUAUGAAUUUAAAGGGAAAUUAAAUAACCUAUAAUUGAGAAUUCAGAAUCACUGAAAGGUUCAAGGAAGCGUGGAGACCAUUUAGCCAGAAUAAUCUAGCCACUCCUGUCUUUUCCAUAUAGACCUGCAAAUCUUCUGUCAUCUACUUUUCUAGUACCCUUUAGCAUGCCACAUCUGAAUCUGACCCCACUAACAACUUAUGCAGAGAGGAUUGGCUUAAAGAAGGUCCCUUGAUUUCUCUUUCCACAGAAGCUGCUUGACUGUACAGUGUGUGUAGAAGUAAGAAACUGCAAGUGUAAAAGGACUCUGAUGGGAGUUAUCUAUAGACUUCUGAACAGUAGCCAGGAUGUGGGCUACAGAUUACAAUGGGUGUGGAAAAGGCUUGUCAGAAGGGCAAGAUAGUCAUGGGGGAUUUCAAUGUGCAGGUAAAUCAGGUUGGUGCUGGAUUCCAAGAGAGAUUUUGUAGAAUGUCUAUAAGAUGGAUUUUUAGAGCAGCUUGUGUUUGAGUCCACCAGGGGAUUAGCUAAUCUGGAUUGGGUGUUGUGUAAUGAAUCAGAUUUGAUUAGGGAGCUAAAGGCAAAGGAACCUUUAGGAGGCAGUGAUUUCCUUUAGGAGGAGAUAGGAUAGAACUCAUCCUGCAGUCUGAGAGGGAGAAGCUAAAGUCAGCAUUACAGUGGACCAAAGGGAAUUACAAAGGCAUGAGAGAGGAGCUGCUAAAGUUGAUUGGAAGGGGACACUAGCAGUUGAGUAGCAAUGACUGGAGUUUCUGGGAGCAAUUUGGAAGGUGCAGGAUAGAUACAUCCCAAAGAAGUAGUCAAGAUGAUACAACUGUGGCUGACAGGUCAAGGUCAACAUGAAAGCAAGAGAGGGUAUAUAAUAGAGCAAAGAUUAGUAGGAAGUUAGAUGAUUAGGAAACUUAAAAAAAAAACAUAAGGCAACUAAAAAUCAUGGGUGGGGGCAGGGAAGAUGUAAUAUGAAGUUAAGCUAGCCAACAUUAUCAAACAGGAUACCAAAACUUUUUUUCCAGAUAUGUAAAGAAUAAAAGAGAAAUGAGAGUAGAUAUUAGACUGCUGGAAGAUGAUGCUGGAGAGGUAGUAAUGGGGAACAAGUAAAUGGUGAAUGAACGGAAUAAAUAUUUGCGAGAGUCUUUACUGUGGAAAACACCAACAAUAUGGUGGAAAUUCAGAGUUAGAGAGCAGAAGUGAAUGCAGUUGUGAUUAUUAGGGAGAAGGUGCUUGGGAAACUGAAAGGUCUGGUGGUAGAUAAGUCACCUGGACCAGAUCUAUGCACAAGGGUUCUGAAAGAGGUGCCUGAAAAGAUUGCAGAGGUAUUAGCAACGAUGUUUAAAGAAUCAUUAGAUGCUGGAAUAUUGGAAAAUUGCAAAUGUCAGUCCACUCUUCAAGAAGGAGGAAAAGAAAUUACAGAUCAGUUAGUCUGACCUCAGUGACUGGGAAGACGUUGGAGUCAAUUGUUAAGGGUGUGGUUUUAGGGUACUUGUAGGCAAAUGAUAAAAUGGGCCAAAGUCACCAUGAUUUCAAGGGAAAAUCUUACCUGACAAAUCUGUUGGAAUUCUUUGAGGAAAUAGCAAGCAGAAUAAUCAAAUAAGCAUUGGUGGGUGUUGUGUGCUUGGAUUUUCAGAAGGCCUUUGAAAAGGUGCCACACAUGAGGCUGCUUAACAAGAGCCCAUGGCAUUACAGGAAAAAUACUAGCAUGGAGAGAGCAUUGGUUGAUUGGCAGGAGGCAAAGAGUGUGAAUAAAGGGAGCCUUGUCUGUUUGGCUAAUGGUGAUAGUGCUGUUCUGCAGGGGUUGGUGUUGAGACUGCUCCUUUUUGCAUUGUAUAUCAAUGAUUUGAAUGAUGGAAUAGAUAGCUUUGUGGCAAGGUUUGUGGACAAUACGAUGAUAGGUAGAGGGAGAGGUAGUGAUGAGGAAGCAGGGAAGCUGCCAGAAAGAUUUGGACAGAUUAGGAGAAUGGGCAAAUAAGUGGCAGAUGGAAUAGAGUGUAGUGAAGAGUAUAGUCAUGCAAUUCUGUAGAAAGAAUAAAAGCAUAGACUAUUUUCUAAUUGGGGAGAAAAUUAAAAAAUGAGGCGUAAAGGAACUUGGGCAUCUUUGUGCAGGAUUCACUAAAGGUUAAUUUGCAGGUUGAGUUAGUGCUGAGGAAGGUGAUGCAAUGUUCGCAUUCAUUUCAAGAGGACUAGAAUGUAAAAGCAACGAUGUAAUGCUGAUGCUUUAUAAGGCACUGGUGAAGCCUCACUUGGGAAUAUUGUGAGCAGUUUUGGGCACCUUACUUAAGAAUGUGCUGACAUUGGAGCGAGUUCAGAGGAUGUUCAUGAGAAUGAUGGCUCUGGGCUUUUAAUUGCUGGAAUUUAGAAGAAUGAGGGGGAUCUCAUUGAAAGACCUAGACAGAGUGGAUUGCAGAGGAUGUUUCCUAUGGUGGGUGAGUGUAGGACAGAGGGCACAGCCUCAGAAUAGAGGAUCAUCCAUUCAGAACAGAGAUGAGGAGGAAUUUCUUUAGCCAGAGGAUGGUGAAUCUGUGGAAUUCAUUGCCACAGGUGGCUGUGGAGGCCAGGUCAUUAGGUGUAUUUAAGAUGGAUUGAUAGGUUCUUGAUUAGUCAGGCUGUGAAAGGUUAUGGGGAGAAGGCAGAAGAAUGGGAUUGUUAGGGAAAUGGAUCAGCCAUGAUGAAAUGGCAGAGCAGACUGGAUGGCCCGAAUAACCUAAUUCUGCUCCCAUAUCUUAUGGGCUGGAUAAGUUCUUCCAACAUUUGUUUUUCCUCCAGGUUCCAGCAUCUCAGCUUUUCUUUCAGCCCCCCUUCCUCCCACCUGGGCAAUACAUUCUCAAUUCUAACCAGUUACUGAAUAAAACAAGAUUUUAUUCACUAUUUCUUUUAUUUAAUUCUUCCAAUCAACUUCCUUCCAUGGCUUCUACCAUCUCGACCUUUCAUUGCUUUUUAUAUAGAUUUUCCCUAAAAAUCCCCAUUUGAAAAAUAAAACGGCUUCACAGUCUUCACAUAAGGUUAAGCACAUGCAUACAAUUAAAGCCUUUCACUAAUAAGUCAUACUGACAUCUGUGCUGCAGUCUUCCCUAAAGUUCUGUCUCCUGGAAUAGGGGGAGAUGUCCAUAGUUUGAGGGUGGGGAAGGGGCUACUGAGCGUCAAACCUGCAAAUAGACUAGUGGACCAAAUAUCCUGUUGUAAUGGAUUAUCCAUGUCAAUAAUUUAUUUUCAAAAUAAUGUAAGAGUAAUUUUCUUGAGCAGUAAGGCAGGAUUUGGGAUGUAUGUGUCUCAACUUAGAGUUGAGAUUGGUCACUGGGUUUCAGAUGACGUUUCUGUCUUUGCAACAGAAUUAUUAGCAAUCCUCUGGGCCUUAUGGUGGAUAGAAGACUCUCGACCAUGCUGGGUUAUCAUCUGUUCGGAUUCUGCGGCUGCCUUGGAGGUUAUAAAAGGGAAUAAAUCAAAAGCUCAUCCUGACAUAGUUAUUGAGAUUUUCUUAGUUUUGUUUAGAGAAGAUGGGUUGUGAAGUCAGAUUUACAUGGAUACCUGGGCAUGCUGGGGUGGGGUGCAGGGAAAUGAAAUUGUGGAUGGCAUUGCAAUGUCUUCCUUACAGAGUGGGCAAGUAGGAAUUAGAGUACCCCUAGGCAGAGCAGAAUUGAGAAGUAGGAUAAAAAAGGGAUAGAGAAGAAGUGGCAGGAGGAUUGGGAAAAUGAAUUAAAGGGAAAGCAUUUCUUUUUUAGUCACCCACUAGUUAAAAAGGUCUCAGACUGUUACUCUUUAAAUUAUACAGAUAUGGUGGAAUUAACAAGACUUAGGUUGGGGCAUUGUGGGCUAAACUAUUAAAGAUAAUAGGAAAACGUCCUACUGGGUUAUGUGACUGAUAGUUCGGAGACAGUUCAUCAUGUUUUGAUGAGUUAUAAUCGAUGUCAAAUUUAAAGAAGAAUAUUGUUCAAGAGGCUGUCUUAAAUGCAUUGUUUUUCUAUUAAAUCUUUGUUUGGCCACCAAGAGAACCACCAUCUGAUUGAAGCGUUUAUUAUUCGGUUCCUUGUUUUACGGCGGUUGACAUCCAGCCGGUCCGAUGGUAGUGGGUUAUUGUUGAUAGUUGCUUAUUAUUCGGUUUCUACGUGCGACUAGUUGUAUUCGAGAAUUUGAGUUUCUUGGAAUUCUAUAAGUAACUACAGUUCCUGCGGAGGACGGUAAUACGCCUAGAAACGUCUAAACUGCCGGAAACCGAAGAAUAAGACGAAAUAAUUUUCUCGGGGCCGUGCGGCCUGGUUUCUUCAUCGGACCUCCCCUUCCGGUGCGACGACGCAGCCUUCCUCCGCAGCUUUGCGAGCGAGAGGCCGAGGUGCGACGGUGCUCCGUUGGGUUUUCUGCGUUCGGGGAGUGGGGGCGGUUCACGGGCCGGGAGGGCUUGGGUUAGGUCCGAGGACAGCGGGGCUUCAGGCCGGGGUUAGUGUCAGAUGCGUGGGCCAGGUAGUCGAGUGCGGCCUUUGCCCAUCGGCAGUUGAACGGUGAGAGGCCGAUAUCGGUGAGUGUAGCCGCGCCGCAGCGUCCGCCCAACUUGCCCAAAUCCCCCGGACUGCACACUCCCUCCCGGCGCCAAGCGUCUGCGUGACCAUCGCCGGUUUGGGGAUGUUGCAGUCCCGCGAUGUGACUGGACAACGAGGUGUUGUUUUGCUUGCUUUGGAGGCAGAUAUUUUGUUUGCCGUUCGAGAUCCCACUGUGUGAAGGCGAGCGUUUCACGCCGCUGCUUUAUGUUUUCAGCAGCAACCUAAACAUCUACUCAGUCAGGGGAAAAACAAACUUGAUUUGUAGUGGCAUUCCCUUGGAAAUACGGAGACUGCUGUUGACUUCAUGAUAAACGAUAUACCACGAAUGAAAAUGACUGGUGCCUAGGACCACUGAACUGAAAAUUCACUUGCUGCAACACCGGGUUACAAAUCUCCUGUGGACCUGUUUACGCAACAGGGAUCCUGCAUCUACCGUAAUGGAUAGGCAGAGGAUCUCGACUCAAUCCACUGGUCAGGACUGUCCGGGGACAUUACAGUCUGGGGCAAAAUUUAAAAUUCCAAAGAAGAAAAAGAUGUCACAGAUGGACAAUAUAGAGACAUUUUCUCCUCUAUCCAGACUUACUGAUUCACGAAUUGAAAAUUUAAAAGCCUCGAAUAAAGGUUGGCCAUCAUCGUAUAAUACUUUCAAUGAAACAAGAAAUCAUCAGUCGAUUACUUAUAAUCAAAGGAGGAACUACCCAUCAAGACAGAACUUUCCUGGCUUUGGACAACUAAUGGAACCCAGAGUUGUACUCAGAGAUGUGCUGAUGACAGAUUCAGGAAGAAAACAUUUGCUGCACCUACAUAAAGGAGACUGCAGCAAUGUUGAAAAUGCUGAUACUUCUCAUACAAGGCAUCACACAUCAGCAACCAGUGAGCUAACAAUUAAUUGUCAGGAGGAAAUCAAAACAUCUCGUCCCGAUAGUCAGUCCAACAUUUUAUCCAGCAGUGAGGUGAAGGCCGAGAGGAAAUUGGAAUGUCGUAGUUGGAAGCAGAACGAAAAUUCAGUCAGACCAAAAGAAGAUGUUAAUUCACCAUUAAGAAACACAGAAAAAGUCAGAGAUGUUUGUAAGAUAAAACAGACAGAAAAAAGAGACCAACUAUGUGAACAUAUAAAAAUAAAUGAAGGAAAAAUAGGCCUUCAUAAAGACACUUUGACAGAUUCACCUGUUCCAAGCCCCAAGAAGAAAAGAUUGUGUGCUGAAGUGCAGGGUAAUCCUAUCAGAAGAGAUGUUAAUAGAGCUUCAUAUUCACAGAAAAGUGAUGAGGAUUUGUUGAAGAAACUGCUCAUCUGUCUAACAUGCAAAGAGCAGACUGAAAAUUGUCAGUGCUUUAAUAAUAACCCAGAAGGAAAAGAUACACUCACAGAGAUUACAAAAAUGAAAUCUGAUCUUCAGCAAGAAUCAUUUUCUCCAUUGAAUGUAAAUCAGCAAAGCUCCAAUCACAGAGACCAAGAAUCACUUCAUAACCAUUCAACCCCCGAUGCUGAUAUUAAUCGGAGGGAAUCCUCAUGUGCUCUAGUACCAGAUGGACAGAAAACUGAAGCAUUGUUUCCACGUUUGUCUACGUUGAGUCCCCAGAUUAAGUCAUUAAAGCCAGCAGUAUUUUCAAAUGAACCAAUUGUGCUUUCCAGUGAUGAUGAAGAUACAGAUAAAGUGCAAUCUGGUCUUCGGUUCACCACAUUAACUCCGGAGAUUAAACGUUUACGGCUGGGAAGUAAGUCUCCGUCAGCUGAUAACUGCAAACGAGAAGCUGAGACUCAUUCAGAAAAGAGGGAGCCAGAGAGUGUAAAACCAAAUAUAAUGAGACAGGAUGCAAGUGAAAUGAAUGAGCAGAAUAAGUUAUCUGAGGCAGUACAAAGUAUCGAUGGUUCUUUGGAAACCAGCACGAUGGCAAAACCAACAUUGGAUCUCACUUUUGCGGCUCUGCACAUGGGAGAAAUUGAAGGAAAUGAACAAGGUUCCAUUGUGUUUGGACCUGACAAUAUUGCAAUAACCUUCACAGAUUGCCAUGCAUUACUACUGGAUACCUCUUGCUUGAAGAAGUACAGUGUGUGGGAGAGAUUGUCUGACUCUAUCUUUGAGAAUCACUCGAUUAUUUUCCUUUGGUUUGCUGCAGAUUAUAUAGAUGAGAUCAACAAACAGUUAAAAUUCACUUAUCUAAACCAGGACUAUAAAUGCAGUGAAUAUGUCUUCAUUCAGCUUUUCAAACCUUUACAAGCAACAGAAACAACAGUGUUGAAGAAAAUUAUGACUCUUACUGGCACAAGGCAUAAAAUUGCAGACUUGUGUGAAGUUAUGUCAUUGGAAGAGACUUACCAGUUACUUGCUAAGCUUGAUUCAGAGCAGAGCUCCUUCGUAUCGUCCUGCUACAAAAACUUGCAGCAUCAAGUGGAUAAGGCUGCAUUAUCACAGGAAGAAAGUGCAAAUUCAACAAGGGCAAAUAAUUACACUUUGUGUCAUAUACGGAGAAAGGAUCAUUAUGUAGUUUCAUUUGCUUCAAAGCAAGAGAAGCAGAGGCAUAUAUUUAGAGGAAACGGACAAGUUCAGAAAAUAAUAGUCUACCCUCCUCCACCAACUAAAGGAGGACUUGCAGUUACAACUGAAGAUCUUGAAUGUUUGGAAGAGGGAGAGUUUCUCAAUGAUGUCAUCAUUGACUUCUAUUUAAAGUACCUGUUGCUUGAGAAAGCACCUAAAGAACUUGCUGAGCGUACUCACAUUUUUAGUAGCUUUUUCUAUCGACGUCUGACCCGAAAGGAUAAUGCUGAAUCAGAGGAGGUGAAUAAUCUCUCAAUACAACAGAAGAGGCAUCAACGUGUGAAAACGUGGACUCGUCAUGUGGAUAUUUUUACGAAGGAUUUCAUAUUUGUGCCGGUCAAUGAAGAGUCUCAUUGGUACCUUGCUGUGAUUUGUUUUCCUGGGUUAGAUAAAAUAGUUUAUGAAUCUGAUUUGACCAAUGAACCAAAGGCAAGCAGAUUACUUUCAAACCCAUCUUCUAUACACUCUAAUAGUGAAAUCAUAAAUAGGGAUCAUAUGUCAUCACUAGAUGACCUGGAGGGUAAUACCUCUCUGAGUGUGCCAUCAGAGGAUUCAGAAGAUAAAGAUUCCAGCACUGCUGCUUAUAUGAAGCCUUCUGCUUCACCUACGCCCAACAUGCAGGAAUGUAUAAAAGUACCCAAGAUUCUACACCAACAAAGAGAAAAGAUACUCAAGCAGCCAUGUAUUCUAAUAAUGGACUCUUUAAGAGCGGCUUCACAAUUGCACACAGUGAAGAUUUUACGAGAGUAUCUACAGAUAGAGUGGGAAGUGAAAAAAGGAGGACAGCGCAGUUUCACAGCUGAUAAUAUGAAAGGGUCAGUUCCCAGAGUUCCGAAACAAGAUAACAGCAGUGACUGUGGCAUUUAUUUGCUGCAGUAUGUGGAGAGCUUUUUUCAGAAUCCCAUCACAAAUUUUGACUUGCCAUUGCAGUUGGAUAAAUGGUUCCUGCGUCAAGAAGUAAAGAAAAAGCGGGAAGAAAUACAAGAUUUAAUUCUACAUUUACACAACCAGCAGAGAACUGAUCAUGAAUGCAUGUACAGUACAUGGCAUACAUAGUAUACGAGGUCAUUUCAAGCCUCUGAUCAUCUUGAAGAUAUAAAGAUUUUAAAUUCAACUGUAAAUGUUUGGAUAACUAAUGUAGCAUAUUCCAUUUAAACCAGUUUUGUUUAUAGCAAUGUACAGUUUAAUAAAUUAUACUGAUUUGUGA
Hypanus sabinus (Atlantic stingray) is the source of this 9733-nucleotide messenger RNA. It is a transcript of the gene senp7, whose product is annotated as SUMO specific peptidase 7. The transcript has 24 exons. Gene Ontology annotation, molecular function: SUMO-specific endopeptidase activity. The coding region runs from base 6427 to 9582 and encodes 1051 amino acids. Gene Ontology annotation, cellular component: nucleus; cytoplasm. NCBI's taxonomy places the organism in Eukaryota, Metazoa, Chordata, Chondrichthyes, Myliobatiformes, Dasyatidae. Gene Ontology annotation, biological process: protein desumoylation. The record is from RefSeq and is a predicted model, not a curated record.